AUGCCGACACGAAAACACCACAAGAAGCCCUCGCGCUCGCACCGCUCGACCCUCUCCCUCCAAAAAACCGAAAUCCUCAUCAACGUCUACGACCUCCUCCCCCCCGGCCGCGUAUCCACCAUCCUCUGGCACCUCGGCACCUCCCUCCUCCACUCAGGCGUCGUCAUCAACGGCAAAGAAUACGCCUACGGCGGCCACGACCGACGCGGCCUCACGGGCGUGUACUGGACCAAACCGCGCACCGACCCCCCCGGCGGCACGUUCCGUUGCGAGUACCUGCACGGCUUCACGCUAGCGCCCGAAGCCGAGCUCGAAGGGAUCAUCCGCGAGGCGAGCGAAGAGUUCUUGGGGACCGCGUAUAACUUGCUCACGCGCAACUGUAACCAUUUCACGUCGUUUCUGUGCGAGCGGCUGACGGGUGAGCCGGCGCCGGCGUUUUUGAACCGCGCUGCGAGUAUCGGUGUGGCGCUGCCGUGUGUGGUGCCCAAGGACUGGAUCCAGGUGCCGGAUUUUGAUACGGCAGAUGGCGGGGUGCUGGAUGAGGAGGAUGAGAGCGGUGGUGGGUAUGAGAGCGAACGGGCUAGGAUGCUGAGGUCGUCGGAGGACCUGCCUAGGUUGGUGGGCGUGGAUACACAGCGGUCGAGGUCGUCGGAGUCGGGGUUUGGGUCGGAGUGGGACAGUGACGAGGAGCGGCAGCAGGGUGGUACCGGGAAGGGCAAGGGCAGAGCUAGGGACUCGGCUGGCCGCGUGCUACCCGCUGCUGAGCGGGCGCCAACUUCCUGA
Molecule: messenger RNA, 783 nt
Organism: Dichotomopilus funicola
Lineage: Eukaryota; Fungi; Ascomycota; Sordariomycetes; Sordariales; Chaetomiaceae
Product: PPPDE putative peptidase domain-containing protein
Exons: 1
Coding region: 1-783 (260 amino acids)
Biological process (GO): protein deubiquitination
Molecular function (GO): deubiquitinase activity
Source: RefSeq, a predicted model, not a curated record